This is a messenger RNA of Panicum virgatum (switchgrass), 1892 nucleotides long. RefSeq names its product zinc finger BED domain-containing protein RICESLEEPER 2-like. The coding region runs from base 293 to 1540 and encodes 415 amino acids. The record is from RefSeq and is a predicted model, not a curated record. Gene Ontology annotation, molecular function: protein dimerization activity; DNA binding. The transcript is spliced from 7 exons. NCBI's taxonomy places the organism in Eukaryota, Viridiplantae, Streptophyta, Magnoliopsida, Poales, Poaceae.
GCUGCGCUCUCUCCCUUCCGUCGGUAGCCCCGGCGCCGAGUAGCGAUUUGUGUGAGAGGGAAGAGACGAAGACAGGAGGAGGAGGAACACGACUGGUUAUUCUUAAUCACUCUGCUCGAGCUGCUAGGGAAUUGGCAUUAAUCUGCUCGUGAGGGAGUGACAUAUUGAGUAGAACAAGGAGUCGGAAGGAUGGAAUGAAAGUAAUUCAUGUGGCAAUAAGCAAGAUUCGGGAGCUCUUGAAGACAUUGAUUCCUCACCUUCACGGAUCCAAGCUUUUAAUGCCAUUGCAGUUAUGAAUGGCUUGCCCUCAAAGCAUGGUAUUCCUCUUGACAUACCAACUCGGUGGAACUCCACUCUUAAAAUGGUUGCAGAAGCAUUGAAAUAUAAGGUUGUUCUGAAUAGUUAUGCAAAUCAAUAUGGUGAACUUCCCCCAAGUGAACAAGAAUGGGAAAAGGUGGAAACAAUAUGUGAAUUCCUAAGGGCUUUUGAGGAGGCAACAAAUGUCGUAUCUGCUGAUAGAAAACCAACAGCCCAUGCCUUUUUGCCACUAGUGCUUUGCAUUCGGCAUGCCUUAAAUGACCCUGGGUGGCAAACAAAUAAUUUUAUGAAAGACUUGGCUGCAGCUAUGAAGUUCAAAUUUGAGAAGUAUUGGGGUUCUGAUGAGUCUGAAAUGUCUAAUCCUCGCAACAAGAAAAAGGAUUAUGACUUCAACCUUGCAAUUGUUAUUGCCACAAUGUUGGAUCCCCGAAGAAAAAGUGACUACCUGGAGUUCUUUUAUCAUAAGAUUUGUAACACCGAAGACCAGGCUGAAAAAUGUGUUGACUCAGCUCUAGAAUGGAUUAGGAAGUACUAUCAAGAGUAUGAGCGACGUGUGAGGAGAGCUACUUCGCACCAAGUGACAUGUUCAAGUGAUGGGAGUCGCACCAUGGGUUCACCCAUGCUUGGAAAGAGGCAAGUUGAAGCAGAGUAUUCUACUUUUAAGUCAUGUCGGAGAAUGACCCGUGCAACAAAGUCUGAAAUUGAGACAUACUUGGAAGAGGAUACCGAGGAGGAUAGUGAAAACUUUGAUGUUUUGGCAUGGUGGAAGGCACGCACAGAAAAUUUUCCUAUGCUAUCAACCAUGGCUCGAGAUUUUCUCGCAAUUCCUCUCAGUACAGUAUCUUCAGAAUCAGCCUUCAGUUUGGGAGGUAGGUUACUUGGAGAUGCAAGAAGCUCACUGACCCCCGAGACGUUGGAAGCUUUGGUGUGUGGGAAAGAUUGGCUGUACAUGGAAAAAAUUAUGGACAAUGAAAACAACUUGGUUCAUGCUGGGCAGCUUUGUGGUGUUGGUGUGAGCAUGACAGGAAUGUCACCCCAGCCACUUACAUUGCAACUCACGGGACAGAUCCACCUUCCAAUCAAGGUUCUGGUGCAGAGGGUGUCCAUUCAUUGUGAAAGACGUAAGAGGAGGGCAUCUCAGGGUGGACACAUCUUCUUUCAAAACCUUAGUCUUCUUGGCUAUCCCCUGUUUGGCUGUUUCCACUGGAUGUUGGUGCUCUAGUUUGCAUGCUGAAAGACAAUGUCGCGGUGACAAUCACAUUGGCAUGGAACGAUCUAGCUCUAUAUCCUGUGUUCUCUUGCAUAUCUCAGUUGGCUUGUGUAUGAGUUGAUAGAAAAGAGGAUUCUAUUUAUUUAGAGGUAUCUUGUAGAACUUAUGUACCAUUCUAUGGUGAUGCAGUGAAAUUCUUAUGUCCAGUUAGGUCCAUAUCACUGUUAAUCGAUGAACUUAUGUACCAUUCAAAAAUCUUAUGUACCAUUCUAUGGUGAUGCUGUUGGUUACCCGUGCAUGCAUGCUAACCGUAGUCUGGAAAAUGGUUUUUUAAUGGGUUGAACCCAUGGAUCGGCCGCUGGAC